Manihot esculenta (cassava) is the source of this 3034-nucleotide messenger RNA. Its product is annotated as LEAF RUST 10 DISEASE-RESISTANCE LOCUS RECEPTOR-LIKE PROTEIN KINASE-like 2.4. Gene Ontology annotation, molecular function: polysaccharide binding; protein kinase activity; ATP binding. Bases 331 to 2298 code for a protein of 655 amino acids. Gene Ontology annotation, biological process: protein phosphorylation. NCBI's taxonomy places the organism in Eukaryota, Viridiplantae, Streptophyta, Magnoliopsida, Malpighiales, Euphorbiaceae. The record is from RefSeq and is a predicted model, not a curated record. The transcript has 2 exons.
AAUUCAAAAAAAUCAACGUCCAUGGGGGGGCGAUGGCAGCCUUCGUGAUCAUCUAACUCAAUGCCUAGCUUCCUGAAUGCUCGAUGCCACACAUCUCAGUUUUUAUCAUUUCACAUUUUCUUACUUCAUCAUCCGGCUAUGCAUACAGAAUCCCAAAAUAAUAGUUAUGAUUUUCUUUCAUUGGCUAUGCAUACAGAAUCCCAAAAUAAUAGUUAUGAUUUUGUUUCAUUUUCUUGUCUCGCCAAGUACCAGUUUGGCUUAAACAUAGUAAAACUCGCAGACAUAGUUCAUAAAUUUUCUUCCGGCAUUAGCUAGAUUUCUUAGUUUCCAAUGAGGGAACAUCAGCUCUUCUUCCUCAUUUCUUUCUGUCUUGCCAAAUACUUGGGGUCCUUGUCUAUUAUAUUUCCCAUUUCUUGCAGCAGCAGCAAUGGCGAUCUCUUCAUCAAGUGCUUGUUUGCUCAUUACAAGUGUGGAGACAUUGAAGGAACAGAGUAUCCUUUCUGGGGAAGCCAUGUUCCUGAAGUUUGCGGCCACCAUGCUUUUCAUCUUAACUGUCAACGUAAUAAAUACCCAUUUGUCAUCAUUGGCAAACAACGUUUCCUGAUAUUGAAAAUAGAUCAAGAAACUUUUUCCAUGAAGAUUGUGAGAUGGGACUUGUGGCAAGGUGCUUGUCUUGCUGAAGCUGAAAACCUCCAAGACGUUGCUUUGAACCAUCCUCUCUAUGGAUACACUUCAACGUCUAGAAACCUUACAUUAAUCUAUGGAUGUCCCAUGGUGGAUUCAAUGUUGAGUUAUGCCUUUACAUGUGAUCUGCAGGCUACACAUGUUUACAAUUACUAUGCAGAUGAAAUCACCUGGGAACUUCAACAACCACAACUUGUAAAGUAUUGCAGAGCUCACCUAACAAGUCCAGUUUCACAGGCUGCUCUAAUGGAACUCUAUGGUGGAUCCAAGACAGUAAAUGAAGCUCUGAGUGAAGGUUUCGACGUCGAAUAUCAAGCUCACAGACAUUCAUGUGUAUCUUGUCAGGAUUCUGGUGGGAUCUGCGGAUCUAACUUAACUACACAUGAUUUUGUCUGCCUUCGCAGAGACCAGCCAAGGAAGAAUGCAUCUUCCCCUGGAACAAUCUCUGGCCAUGAAUCAAAUCUGAAGAAAUAUUUAAUGGGGAUUAUUAUUGGCUUUACAUUGGCUGGGAUGUCAUUACUUUGCUUUUUGCUCUAUUGUUUUUGGAGCUUUAAAAGGGUGACAGCUUCAAACCAAAUGGCAAUCCCCUUUAGAAGACUUGAGUAUAAUCAGAAGAUUGAGAAAGUUAUUAGACAAACCAUUGCUCCAAAAAGAUAUAGCUAUUCAGAUGUAAAGAAAAUGACAGCCUCAUUUAAGGAUAAAUUAGGUCAAGGAGGUUAUGGCAUUGUUUACAAGGGAAAGCUAUUAGAUGGUCGUCCUGUGGCAGUGAAGAUUCUGAUGAAAAAUAUUCCAAAAGGGAAAAGAAAUGGAGAAGAAUUUAUCAAUGAGGUUGCUAUUAUUAGUAGAACAUCACAUGUUAAUGUAGUUUCUCUUCUGGGAUUCUGCUUUGAAGGUCACAAACGAGCUCUCAUAUACGAGUUCAUGGCUAAUGGUUCACUUGAGAAGUUCAUGUACAAUGGAAAUACUUGGAAAGCCGGUUGCUGCCUGGAAUGGGAAAUUUUGUAUGAAAUUGCAAUAGGAAUAGCUAAAGGGCUUGAGUAUCUACAUGGUGGAUGUAAUACUCGAAUCUUGCAUUUAGAUAUCAAACCUCAAAACAUACUUUUGGAUGAACAUUUUCUUCCUAAAAUUGCCGAUUUCGGGCUUUCAAAACUGUGUUCCAGGAAAGAAAGCACUGCAUCAAUGGAAAAUGUAAGGGGGACAAUUGGGUAUAUUGCUCCAGAAGUAUACAGCAGAUGCUUUGGAAGAGUUUCACACAAGUCGGAUGUAUAUAGCUAUGGGAUGAUGAUAUUAGAAAUGGUUAGUGGAAGGAAGAAUGCAAAUGUUAAAGCAAAUGAUGCAAGUAAAAUAUAUUUUCCACAUUGGAUCUAUCACCGUCUUCAGCAGGACAGUGACUUAGGACUAUGUUCUGUCAGAACCAAAGAGGAAGAUGAAAUUGCAAGAAGAUUAGUGUUGGUGGGGUUAUGGUGCAUACAGACAAACCUUUCACAUAGACCAUCCAUGAGUGAGGUUUUGGUCAUGUUGGAAGUUUGUAGUGAAGCAUUGGAAAUUCCUCCAAGGCCUUUCAAUGUUUCUCCUCAAAGUUCAUCUGGUAACCUUUCUCCCACUUCAGUUUAAGACUAUCUUCUGCAGAGGAGCAUUCACUUCAGAAACAAUCAAGUAUGUGUGUCUGAAGUAAAUAGGAUUUCUAAUCCCUCCAAAAAAUUUUGAAUGAUAAUAUGUAAUUUGCUCAGUACAUGAAAAAGUAGAACUUUAUGUAGGUGAUUUUGAACAGCUCAAAGGACUUCCCCCUCCACUCAGUUCUGCUGCGUUGGAAGUUGGUGAAAUAAGCAAAAUUUCUCUUGCAAAUUUGAAAUUUACGGCAAUUUAAAAGUGUGGUACAGUUUUUUAUUUAUAGCUUAUCAUUUUCCUCACCUUCAACAACGACCUUAUCUCUAAGGUUGAAACGGAUAAAUCUAUCUUUGAUCACAUGAGCGUUUUCUCAUAUAAAUGAAUUUCUCAUCACAAUUAAAGCAUUAUUCAAGGGAUUGUUAUCUCUGCAUUUCAUCCUAGGAUAGUCCUUGUAUGGCUAGUAGUGUCGUCCUCAUCUUCAAGGUGGUAGUGGUUUCGGUUAGGAGUCAACGAGUCACCCAUGGCGACCUUUACUGGCAUUGCAAUCGUUCAUCAUGCAUAAGUGCCCAAUUAAUAACAUCCUUCGAUGUUUUAGAUCAGAACUUUUGUAUCUCAUCAGUUAUUUCGGACUUAAUUCCACCCAUAAAAGUCUCCACCAAUGCUUUCUAUGACUAUUCUUAAACUCGAUUGCCCAAUCUCUCAAUCUCUUAUUAGUAGUCACACAAUGAACUAAAUUGUUUAA